Molecule: messenger RNA, 479 nt
Organism: Exserohilum turcica Et28A
Lineage: Eukaryota; Fungi; Ascomycota; Dothideomycetes; Pleosporales; Pleosporaceae
Exons: 1
Coding region: 8-199 (63 amino acids)
Source: RefSeq, a predicted model, not a curated record
CGCUGACAUGGCGGUGCUACACUCCACCAAGUGCUCGCCCGUUGACGUCUGCACGUGUCUGCUGAAUCGCUGGGGUCCAUGGUCCACGGCCCCUCAGCUUGCACACAACGCCAUCCUGGGCCUGCGUUCGCGUCUACCGCACACGACUGCCGUCCGUGCCAUUGCCAGUGCGCACCGUCGUGCCCUGGCAAGCCCGUAAGAAAACGGCAGCCGUCCCAGAGAUCUCUAGCACGUUACCGACAAGUCUCCGUUGCGAUUUAGCUGCAUUAGCGGAACCCAUGGCCGAUCUGGCCUCACCACACGUCCUCUCUCAACUUGAGCCUUAUCCGGUACCGCCCUGUCCAUGCUGACGAUAUGGCUCGCAUACAUAGACGCCAGUGCAACUCGGUCACGCCAGCUGUCUGCCUCAGAGUCAGUCGCGCAAGCCCCUACCAGCCCAAAGGCAAUGCCCGGCUCACUCUUGCAAACUUGUCUCGUCA